AUGUCUGCCGUCAUCCUCGCGUAUCAAUGUUUCUUCAGAUUUCCCUCGCUAUCACCAGUCGGUGAUUGCGAAACGGGGUCUGUGGACUUUCUCUUGUCCAAGAGCUUCAAGAGCCUCUGCCGUUGGAUGCAAAGGGCUGAAGGAAUCCUUGAUGGCGUUUCUUGGGGGUUUCUACCUCCCACAGCCGCCGACAAUGCCAGACUCGAUACGACCUUCCCAGUUUUCAAAGAGCUCAUCGAGGCUUUGGACGAGUACACAGAUGCCGUUGGAAGGGGCGGUUCGAUCGUCGAGACAUUGGCCGAGAAGAUCCUCUCUCUCAUGAACAGCCUGCCGAAGAUUGUAUUUGAAGCCGAGGACGAAGUCACGGAAGACUGCGAUGAUGACGGUUCCAAAGAUCAGGAGGUGGGUGAUCACGAUGGACAUCAAUUGGCUCCAGAUUCGUUUCCAGAAUUGCCACCCAUGCCGACUUUUCUCUCCGUAGAAGAGAUAUGGUCUUGGGAUAGUAUGUCCAUGUACCCGCUCCCUGUAGUUGGACCAGAGCUAGUCGCAGCCGCAGAAGCCGGGGACUCCAAUGCUGUUGCGCGUCUACUUGAACAGGCCGAGGUCCGUCAUUGUGACCACAAGGUCGCCCAACUGGGAGGAGAUGCUCUGAUAGCCGCCACCAAGGCAGGACACAUAGGAAUCGUCGAUAUGCUCUCAAAGGCCGGAAUCUCCAUGGACAAGCGGGACGAACUUGGCCAGACAGCGCUGUUCCAUGCCGUUCGUCGACACGACAAGCCCCUGAUUGACUUGCUCAUAGACCGGGGUGUCGAUAAAGGGGCAUCCGAUCACCAAGACAAGACGGCGUGGGUAUUGGCCAUUGAAGAGGGUGACUGGGAGCUGAUCAUCCGCCUCUUGGACGAAACCGCCUGCAGCCGCUUUCCACAGGCCUGGAAUCAGACACCAAUACAAUGGGCUCGGAAACGCGGCCACGGGGCUGCCGCCGCGAUCCUCGAAGAACUGCAGGAGAGACUAUUACGGCGAGAGAUGAUCGAAGGGCUUAAUGGGUUACGGUGCCAUGAUCAUGAGCUACUAGACUAUGACGAUGAGCCCGCGAACCUCGAAGAAGAUGACGUCGAAGGGCCACAGGAGAGCAUCAUCCGAGGCAACGACUGGUACGCCCUCGUCAAGCCUCAGCCCCAAGGCAGCUUCGAUAUCGAGCUUGUGGACACUUCAAAGCCCGGGUUCCCCCUUCGAUUUGCCGCUCACCGCAGAUCCUCAGAGUCAGCGUUAUUCUCCCACUUCCUGGCCAGAGAACUAGAGGCUCGGAGGUCUCCAGAGACACGGAAGGGAUCGGAAGGCGAGGUCGACGACUCCAUCGGCUGCGCCUGCGUCAGCCUCGAUGAGCAAACUGUCGCAACUGCAUAUGGCAGGGUCAUCAAGGUACGUGACGCUGCUACAGAGCAAGUCCGAUGCCGUCUGCAGCUCGACCAUUGGGUCGGCGCGAUCGAUCUUUCUGCGACUGGCCGAAUUCUCGUGUGUGGCUUCCAGCACUCUUCAAGCAUACUCCGUGUCUUCAAUGUAGAAAGGGGAAGAUGGAUCAGGGACUAUGACUUGCCCAGGUAUAGCGGGAUCGACUGUGUCAAGCUAUCACCGGAUGGCCGAUUCGUAGCCGCAGCCGGCUACAGUCUAUACAACAAUGUUUACAUAUACGACCUGAAGAAGACUCAAAGGUGUCCACCUCAACUCAUCAAGAACACUGCAAGGGUUAAAUACAUGGCUUUUUCUUCAGAUGGCAAAUACCUGGCUAUAGCUGGAGAUCAUGAGCUCUCUGUUUGGGAUUGGGCCUUGGGCGAGCAGCUCUUCUGCUCACUUACCCUCUGGCAUAACACCACCGCAAUCUCGUUCACGCCAGACGAUAGAUGGAUUGUAAGGGCCUCGGACGAUGGAUGCGUCCGCUUCUGGGAUCGGGAAGAUGGGCAUCUCAAGUGUACGCUUGUGGCCCAUGCCGAGGUGAUUCGUUACAUGGCCUUUGACACGAACGGUCGAUUCACGACGGCUACUCCAGAGAAGGCGGUGCGUGUAUGGUCAUACCGGGUGGGAGACGGCAAAUACGGGGUUAGGGAUGGAAAGGGGGACGGGUUGAAUAUACCGCAGGCGGUGGAUGUGCCGGAAGAGUCGAAGGAGCAAAAGAGUCGAGGGAACCGGAAGAGUCGAGGGAGUAAGAAGAAUCGAAGGAGCCGGAAGAGUCAAAGGAGUAGGAAGAAUCGAAGGAGCCAAAAGAGACGAAGGGGGCGGAAGGGGGUGACAAGGCCAGAAGGAGGUCAACCAGAAGAGGGGGUCAGGAUGCCACUUGACUGA
Messenger RNA from Trichoderma reesei QM6a, 2340 nucleotides. Its product is annotated as WD40-repeat-containing/Ankyrin domain-containing protein. The record is from RefSeq and is a predicted model, not a curated record. Gene Ontology annotation, molecular function: protein binding; DNA-binding transcription factor activity. The transcript has 2 exons. NCBI's taxonomy places the organism in Eukaryota, Fungi, Ascomycota, Sordariomycetes, Hypocreales, Hypocreaceae. Gene Ontology annotation, biological process: regulation of DNA-templated transcription. The coding region runs from base 1 to 2340 and encodes 779 amino acids.